This is a messenger RNA of Plasmopara halstedii, 987 nucleotides long. RefSeq lists its product as uncharacterized. Bases 1 to 987 code for a protein of 328 amino acids. Gene Ontology annotation, biological process: rRNA base methylation. Gene Ontology annotation, molecular function: rRNA (uridine-N3-)-methyltransferase activity. Gene Ontology annotation, cellular component: cytoplasm. The record is from RefSeq and is a predicted model, not a curated record. The transcript has 6 exons. Lineage: Eukaryota; Oomycota; Peronosporomycetes; Peronosporales; Peronosporaceae.
AUGGCAAAGUCCCAGAAGAAGAGCCGCCGAUAUGACAAAAAACAAACAACCAAAAAUCGUAAAGCCACCACACUUCAGAUUCGUGCGGCCAAGUCUCAGACCAACGCGAUUUUCUCGUUGGCAGCGUCGUCCAAUCCGAACCCCAAAAAUAUAGGUCCAUUCAGUGACAGCCAGCGCAUCUUGGUCGUAGGCGAUGGAGAUUUUUCUUUCUCUCUGUCCCUAGCUGUGUUUCUUGGUGGGAAAAAUCUUGUCGCCACGUGUUACGAUUCAGAGCUGGAACUCAAGGACAAGUAUCCGAAUGCACUAUUAAAUUGUGAUGCUCUUGAUACGGCUGGUGCUGAAGUGCAUUUUGAUGUGGAUGCGACAAAUUUAAAGAAGGAAAAAUGGUUGGAUGAGGCACAUCCUUUUCACAUGAUUGUGUUCAACUUCCCUCAUCUUGGAGGUGGUACUGAAGAGGAUGUGACCAACAACCAAAAGCUGUUGAAGAAUUUUUUCUAUGCAACGCGGGAAUUCUUGCAUCCUGAUCGCGGGCAUGUGCUAGUUUCGCUACGUAACACGCCGUUUUACAGGCGAUGGAAAAUUCAGGAACAGGCAGCAGCCAGUGGCUUUCAAUUGAGACGCACCGAGGCAUUCAAUGCAGACAUCUAUUCAGGUUAUGAGGCGCAGCGUACACACCCAGCAUCGUUUCGAGGAGAACCGCCCUCUACAGCAGGAUCACACUACUAUUUCUUCGCCCUAGACAAGAGCUAUGACGAAGAAAAUUCGAAUCAGCAAGCUUAUAAAAAACCAAAAGCAAACGAUUUGUGCAAUAGCAACGACAUGAAAAAGGAAAUAGCAAAAAUCAAACGAGGAGCAUCCUCAGCGCCAUCUUUGAGGCUAAUCUGCCAGCCCUGUGGGCUCACAUUUCGCGACACGAAGAAAUAUAACGGACAUUUAAAUUCUGCAAAGCACGCUAAGAAGGUCAAGGCGUUAAAAAAGAAAUUUUAG